Messenger RNA from Bicyclus anynana (squinting bush brown), 7392 nucleotides. Its product is annotated as prominin-like protein. NCBI's taxonomy places the organism in Eukaryota, Metazoa, Arthropoda, Insecta, Lepidoptera, Nymphalidae. Gene Ontology annotation, cellular component: membrane. Bases 21 to 2789 code for a protein of 922 amino acids. The transcript has 19 exons. The record is from RefSeq and is a predicted model, not a curated record.
GUGCGGUGAGGUGUUACAAGAUGUGGGGAGUGCUGCUGUGGCUGGCGGCGGGCGGCUCGCUGGCGGCGGGGCAGGCGUGGCUCACCAACAUCACUGACCACCUGCGCGAGGGCACCUCCAGUGUGCUGAAGAUGUCGGAGGUGAAUUACUCCAAGCCGCUAAUCAACGCGACGUACGUGGCCAGCGUGGAGUUCGACAUGCGAGCAAUGGGACACCUGUACAACUCCACUCACGUCAUCAUCGACAUCAUCGCCAACAAGCAGGCAUAUCCUGAAGGCGUGGUGACUGUGUCGGACGGGCAUGUGGAGCUGGCGUCGGCGCGCGACGAGUGGCGCACGCUGCUGGCGCACUACGCGGGGCCCGUCGCCGUCAUCGCGGUGGUCGCGCUGCUGGUCGCCGUGCUGCCGCUCGCUGGUUUAUUCUGGUGCUGCUGUCAGUGGUGUCGUGUGGGGCGGCGGCGCAGGCCCUUCGACCGCAAGUAUGACGCCUGCCUCAAGGGCAUCCUCGCGAUCCUGUUCAUUGCUCUGCUCACUCUGUUCUUGUUCGGCGUGGUGUGUGCCUUCGCCACCGACUCGCAAAUGGAGAGCGGCUCGGCGGCUACCCCGGACGCUCUGCGGGCAGGAGUCAAAGACGCGUGCACCUUCCUCAACAGCACGCAGGCCCACGCGCGCCACCUCCUGGUGGACAACUACCGGGAGCUGGAGGCGCAGCUGGACGCCACGCUGACCACUAGCGGCCAGCUCGUGCUGCGCCAGCUGGACGAGUUCACCAGCGCCACCUCCGUGCAGAAGCUCAGCCACAUGGUGGAGCAGUUGGAGCGCGUGCCCGCCAAGCUGCGUGACGUGCAGCGCGCUACUGUCGACCUGCGGACUAAGGCUGAUGAGCUCAACACCGGUCUGCGGCAGGUGAAGACGCAGCUGCUGCGCACGCUGGCGCGCUGCCAGGAGCCGCAGUGCGUGCAGCUGCAGGAGAAGUACAAGAUCGGCCAGCUCGACACCGACAUACAGUACGACAAGAUCCCGGACGUGUCGGAGCUACUGAACAACGUGACGGCGCUGGUGGACGGCGCCAUGCGCGCGGAGGUGUCGGCUGGCCUGCAGGUGUUCUCCGGCAUCAAGCGCACCGUGGACCAGCACAUCCCGCGCGUGCGCGACGCCAUCACCGCCACAGGUCAGAAGCUGUCGCGUGUGGCAGACAGCGUGACGUGGGCGGCGGGCAACGCAAGCGAGCGACUACGUACCAGCGGCGCGCCCGAGCAGCUGCAAGACGUGCUGCGGCGCUACGGGCCCUACCGCCGACACGUCACGCGCACCGCUGCCGCUGCGCUGUUGGCGAUUGUGUGCUUGAUGACGUGGGGUCUGCUGUGCGGCGUUUGCGGCAAGCGGCCAGACGCGUACGGCGCCAGUGACUGCUGCAACAAAGGCUCGGGCUCCUCCUGCCUCAUGUGUGGCAUGGGCGUGACCUUCCUGGUGGGCGGCGGCAUCGCUCUGUUGCUGUUGCUGUACUUCGUGCUGGGCGUCGGGCUACAGCGCUUCGUUUGCGACCCGCUCACCGAGCCGCGCGACAGCCGCGUGUUCGCCGACGUGGAGCGCUUCGUGGACCUGGAGCGGCUGCUAUUCAACGAGCGCGCCGACCCCGACUUCAACCUCACCUACGUGCUCGUCAACUGCCACCGCAACCGCACCAUUUACGAGGCGCUGCAGCUGCACCGGCUGUACGACCUGGAGGCGCUGCGCGGCGAGGUGGCGGGCGAGGUGCACACGCGCGUGGCCGCACUGCGCACCGACUACCCGCCGCGCGGCCGGCCGCUGCGCAUCCUGCCGCCUGCGGCGCGCCGCAAGCUCGACCUGCUCGCCGAGACCGGCCUGUCCGACUUCAACUUCGACCGCAUCCUUUACGCGCUGGAGACCAACAUGACGUCGCUGUCGCUGGACGGGCUGGCGGCGCAGCUGCGCAGCACGGCGCGUGCGCUGGCGCCGCGCGGCGGGUUCGCCGAGGUGGCUGACAGCUUGCAGCGCGCGGCGGACAAGCUGGCCUCUCUACACGACGGCGUGGUGCGGCCAAUGCUGGACCGCGUGGCGCAGCUCAACGCCACGGCGGCCGAGCUGCGCGACGACCUGCGCUUCAACCAGUCCUCGCUCAAGGAGGCCAUCAACUCGCGCAUCCGGGACACCACCGAGGUGGAGCUGUUCCUCAACACGCAGGGCCCUGACCUGGUGCAGAACCUGACUCGCGAGUUCGCGGAGGCGAUGGGCGCGCGGCUGCAGGAGUACCUGGAGCUGGUGGUGCGCGCGGCGCGCAACGACGUGGGCGUGUGCGCGCCGCUGUCGCACGCCUACAACGCCACGCGCGACUCCGCCUGCCGCGCCGUGCUCAUGCCGGCCAACGGCUUCUGGAUAGCGGUGUCGUGGUGCGUGGUGCUGUUCCUGCCGCUGCUGGUGGUGGCGCAGAAGCUGGCGCGCCUGUACCGCCACCCCGACCCCUACCCCGGACCGCUGGUUGAGGCCGAGUAUUUGUAUGACGCGUACGCGGACCGCGAUAACGUGCCCCUCGCCAACGCUUACAAGGCCGAGAAGCGUAGCGCCGGGGGCAGCGGCAGCGGCGGGGCGCGGCGCGCAGCGCGGGGCGAGGAGGGCGCGGUGGCGGCGCCUGUCGACGCACAGCACGCGCGCAGAUAUAAUGAUAUGGCGCCAAAGCACUGGGAGGAAGGACCCCCUCGCUACCACGGACCUACGGAGUACGAGCGUCCUCCGCCAUACUACUAUCCCGGACCCGCUGAUAGACAGUAAACUGGCGCUCACGGAACUGGACGACGACUUUCUGAAGUACUGAGCAUCAUCACUCUACCGCCCGCCGUACAUCGCACCCAUCAUAUACGUACUCUUUGAUCCAUUCAAAGUAUCCAUACAAGUGUUAGAAUACACCUAUUCUCAAAUGAGAACAGCUAUAGGUACCCUAGUAUACUCCAUAUGAAACAAUCUUACGGGCCGUGCCACAUAUAAAUAAUUAUUAACAUAGACUAGGAAUAGAGGAAGUAAAAUACAAAAAGCGAAAAAAAAAAACAACUAUUUUUCUAGACUAAUUAACGAAUAGGAUCCUCUAUGCGUAAUUUCCGGCCCUCGUAUGCCAUACUGUUAGUUACAAUUAGGAUAAGGAACGGAUGAAUAGGACGGAUAGGUCUCAGUGGGUAGAGUUUGCUCUCAGUGACGGUAACUGCCAUAUUUCGACUGUCUCAUAGUUUACUCUUUUUAGUGAUUUUUACCCACGUCGGGCGGCUUCUGUCGAACAAUUCACUCAGUUCCUAUUAACCAAUUUUACUACGAAUAAGCUCAUAACCUAAUUGGACACUCUGAGACAUUGAUAUAUUUUGACUCCUUUUCGCUCUCGAAAUUGUCAUCCUGUUGACAUUUUUUGUGCCAACUGCGCGUUGUAUAAUUUUAUUAUGUUUAUAUAUUUACUUUUUUGGCUCGAGACAUUGAUCUUCUUCUAUCUUUUAUGAAUUAAUUCUCGAAAUAUUUCAAGAGGUUCAAAGUUGUGUUCGGUAGAAGCCGCGUCGAUGGUUAACGGUUUAUAAUAUUGUAUUGUAGUGUCGGGCUUUAACUGAUUCCCGAGUUAUUCUCUACGUUGGUGGCGGACACCCGCACAAAUACACGGGAAUCUGAGAGAUUCAUAUAUUAUAGUAUGUUGUAGAUUAAGUUAGUCUGUUCUCACGCGAGAUAAGCACGCAUCGGUUCGAUGUGGUACACUUUGCGGCAAAUUGUUUCCAAGAAUAUUCCGCAAGUUGAUAACUUGAAUUGCCAUCACAGUCAGUCUGAAAAUUGUGUCAGUUUUCUGUCAUUUAAACUGUGACGCGUUCACAAUUUUAAUUAUUACGAAUGUGCACAGAAUUGGUUGCUGAUUUUCUCGUGUGAGAGCAGACCAAAUCGAAUCCCUUUAGUGUAUUGUUUUGACUUGGAGCACUAAGAGUGAUAGGAACGAAUUUAGGUGUAAUGAUUGUAGGAGUUGCAACGGUUCCGAGCUCGCGACAUGCCUCACCGCGUACAUACUCUGACACUCCUGUUUGACUUUAGCAGAAAGUCCUGAACAAAUUAGGAGUGUGUGCGUUGUAGAUGACGACUUGCCGAGCGAAGUGACGUGUUUUUAUAUCCUAUGAUUAUGAUCAUGAAAAGAAGUCUAUUAUUAUUAAUAAGAAUUUAUUUCUGGCUUCUAUUGAAGUUUUUUUAAUUCUGUAUAUCUGCCAUGAAGUUUAGUAUAUUGCUGCGACUGUAGAUUUUAUUUUCUAUGACUAUGAUAUUAUAUCAAUAUCAUAAUCAAAUUUUAAAUGUAUUUGAGAUGUUUGUGACAUCAUCAAAUAAUCAAUGUUUUCUACUAGAUGUCCCGACUUCUUUUGGGAUAGUGACCAAAGAAACAGGGCUGCAUAGCCAAAGAUAUGAAUGCCAGUGAUUCGCAGUUAUUCUCACCUUGGCUAAGUGCUAAGUGCACUGCUUCGCCGGGCAAGUCGUUUGGAGUCGAUGUGUCGAGUGUCGAGCGUGUCGUGUCGUACGGGUGAGGACGCUGCGUGGAGCGACAAUCUCGUUCGGUGGAACAUCACGUUUUCGAGAUUCUAAUGCAUUUAUAUUGUGAACUUAGUAUUAUGAAAUUUACUCUCUGUGUAAUGUAGAACGUAAGUUUAAGUGAGCGAGGGCACCACUCGCGCUACCGCGUCUCGCGCCUUGUUCCCUGUGACGUACAUUCGUCACUAUUAGCGGUUCUGUAUGGUCUUUGACGACCAUUUUAUUGUCAUGCCUUGGUAUGAGAUUUCACAAGAGACGUUUGUGUGACCACACAAUGAAGCCGACUGCAUCUAUUGCUGCAUGUUUAUACAGUCUAUGAAUAACGGCUUAUAAAUAUGAUCCGUGGUUUGAUUCAUAUGUAAAAAUCGAUGAUGGAAAUCUCAUACUAAGUGUAGAGGGCGCUGAUAUACCUAUGUAUUAUCUAUUGACAGGAACAGAAUGUCUUCAACUCAUUACUAUACAUUUUAUCUAAUUCAAGUUCCUUUUAUGAAAUUGUAUGACACCAUUCCAACCUCUGAUCCUUUUAAUACGCAGAUGUAAUGAAUUGGAAGGAAGGGCUGAAAUCAACAAUCUAAGUACCUAUAUAUUUAUGCGUUUCGGUCUUGGAGGUUAGAAAGGUGUGAUAUUGACACGACAAUGUCUGCCAAUAUAAAAUAAAAUACUCUAAGACGACGUCACGUGAAAGAAUUGUCGAGUUAGUGCUAGUCUGUAUCACUGACCGCUGUAUGUUAUUUUAGAUUAAUAGUGAUUAUCCGAUUAGCUAAUUAGUAAGUUUAAAUUGUUGACUCGAAGUGCAAAAAGAAAUUAUUCGUUUAAGAGUUGUGUCAUAUCGCAUUAGUUUGUGGAUGUAAUGCCAAAUAACAUGAGGUUGCAUCUCGGUCGCCUGCAAGGUGCCACGUAUUGCAAUGGGGCGUCUUACGCCGAGCUGAACGCUAUGAAGUUGUUGAGAAAGCGCUACCGAAUAGAACGUAAACGUGUCUAAACUACUGGAACAUAUUUUACCUUUCUACCAUCUAUCGGUCAAAUAUACUAGCUUCUGCAGUCUUCAGAAUAAUUAAAUUAAGGCGUCAAUAAUAGAAAUUAGUUUUUGGUCCUACAUUUGAUAUCUAUCACCACUGAAGUUCUGCAAUUUACUCUGCUGCAUUUCCCAUCAAAAGUAAAUAACUUUUAUAUAGAAAUGCAAUUAAUAUCAAUGAGAAUCUCAAUAGACUUCACGUUUACGUUCAUGUUCGUGCUUUCUAGCGGAAUAAUUGACGUCUAAGAUUACCUAUUGGUUAGUUUAUAUGACGUAUAUAUUGUUAGGGAUAACAUCUGCGGGUAACUUAGUCACCGUGAUGUUAUUCUAGAAUUUUUGAUGAUAAGCUGAGGAGCAUAUUAGUUAAUGUAUCGAAUUUAUUUUCUCGUUGCAUUAUGGAAGUCACAUGAUCAGAACUUGUUCUUUGUGUUUUUACACGUUCAAAUGAAACUAGUUUGCAUUUGCCGCCAUCAAAUAACAAAAAAAAAAUGGCAGUUUGGGCUAACGUCAUGUUGAAUGUAAUUUGUAAAUUAUGCCACAAUGCACGUUAUAUUUGUAUCAAAAGCGAGUUAAUGCCGUGGAGUUAUCAGAGUCUGCGGAAUAUCGCAUAACUAAGUGAAUUGAUCGGCAUCUAUGUGAGAGAUAUUCCUUAGAAAAUAGAAGAUUUGUUCAUUGUCUAAAUGUCUUAUAUCACCUCUUUUAAAGUGUAGUGUAACUAUCCGAGUAUUUGUGACAUUUCCUGCUUCUUACACAAAGUUAUUUAAUAGUGACUGUUAGCAUAACUUGACGGCUGAACGUGUGACCUCCGUAUAAUGUGAAUGAAUUUUUAACAACAGUGUACCACCUUCUGCUCACUCGGUGGAAGUCUUCCUAACCUCGUAUCCUCACGAGAAAUUUCGCUCAUUUUUCGUAGUAACUUUCUGGCGAUCUAUAAUAUCUCAUGAAAUGAAUUAAUUCUGCUCAAUAUAUAAAUUGUUCUGUUGGAAUUUGGUGCUAAUCGAAGCAUCUCUUUAGGGUUAUUUAGUUGGAAUUAUUAAGAAAAAAUAUGUAUUGUAUAUUACUUUCGUGUUUAGCGAAAUUAGGUAUCAAUUGGCGUAGGUAUAUAUGAUAAUAAUAUGUAAUUUUUAUUCGUAACAUUUUAAUAUUGAGACUGCGUACAGACUGACAAUGUUGUAGCGAGAUUCAGUUGCUGGACUGUAUUAGCCAAUUAAAGCAUUAAAGCGAAAACAAAGCAUCGAUUAAUUAUUCGAUACAUUGUGCAACUAGUUUUUGUUAUAAAAACAGCAGGACAAAUGGAUCCCGCUGCAACUAACCAAACAGUCCAAAGUGUAUGAAACUGUAUUGUAUAUUGGAUGGCGAACUUAUUGGCACAUUUUAUUAUAAUUGUAUUAGUGUUAUAAUAUAUUCAUGUUUAGUGAUAGGAUUCGUUAGCCAAUUUACUUUAAAACAAUUAUAUUAAUUGCGCAAAGCGUUCAUAAUAUAAAUAAAAAUCAGCAAAAUUGUACUGAGACAAGAUUGGACUGUCAAAAUCGCUUGCGAAUUAUUUGCGCAAUUAUCUCUGCUGCUAUAUUUUAAAAUUUCAAGUGCAAUAUUGGUGUAAAAUUUUUCAAAAAGUCUUUUUUUUGUCACAUUGGCAAAGAUAUGAUAUCAAUAAUUAUAAAGCAGUAUUUUUCAAUUUCCAAUUUAGGUAUGCCAAUGUCUAUUGAAAUCAUAUUGAAUAUUUGAUAUACUUCAGUAAUUCUGCUGUACCAUGCCAAAGCGGCUGUCUGCCGCAGAUCUGGACUGUCUCGACGAUUGUAAAAUAAAUAUUUGAUUAUCUCUAAA